GACGUGCGCAUCUCUUCAUUCAAAGCUGCGUCGGUUGGUGGCGAACACGCACGCACGGACACACGUCAUGGACAGGCACACAUGUGUCAUUCACCGACGGCGGACGGCGGGCGGUGAGGCCGGACGCUGUGUUCGUGUGUGUCACGCUGCGCCCUCCUCUCUUCAACUGCUGGGAUCCGACUACUGCAAUCGAACCUUACGUGUAUUGUGCCUGAGGGAAGGAUGACUGACGUCUGCACAUCACGUGUGUCUGUCAGUGGUCUGUCUGUACGUCUGUCUGUACGCAGCAUGGAUGUCAUCACAUCACGGGCAGGGCACGCAAGCGGAAAGGCCGGCGCCUAUCCAUCCAUCCAUCCAUCCAUCAUGCUAUGCUUAUGCUGUACGUGUGGUAUGUUGCUGCCUGCUGGAAAAAUCAGUGGACAAAUAUAAUAUUGUCCAAGUACACACAAAUCAUGAUCAAAGGAGUACAGAUGGGCGAGUGAGACGCAUCGUAUCUCACCUAUCGACACGUAUGUAUGCACAUCGAUUCGAUCUGCAGCAGGAAGGCAAUUGACACGGCAUGCACAAAAUAGCCGCAACCACCGCGAGAACGAUGCGAUGCUACUAUAGAGACCAGGUGGGGAAGCAGCAAGCCCAUAGACACAUAUGCACAGGUGCACAGACACAGAGAGACAGGGAGAGAGAGGGAGGGACAGACAGAGAGAGACACAGCGAGACAGAGACAUACAGACUGAUGCACCACUACUGUAACCAACUGGCUGGCUGACCCUUAUCCAUCCAUCCAUCCAUCCAUGGGUCCCUCACGUCACUCACGUCACUCACUCCAGGAUGGGCAGCACGCCCCCUCCCACGUCCAGCCGGUGGAACACCAACCCGGAGCGAUUAUGCCCCGAUGUCACGCACCCGCACGCCACUAUAUCCAACACCUCCAGCGGCUCCACCACGUUCUUCCGCUGCUUGCUCGGCAGCGACCUCGACCGCUCCCUCGAACCUUUCCUGUGCCGCUUGUCGGCCGCCCGCCUUUGCGCCCCAGCCGAUGGCGGCAGCUGUGUGGAUGUGCACGUUGAUACGUCCCCGAUGCUGAUCGGUGAGGAGAGUUCGCUCGCCGACAUGGAGCGGCAGACGGGGGAGCUGUGCGGGGCGGCGUGGUGGUGCGCCGGGGCGGGCGAGAGGCACUGCGAGUGCGCCUUCUUGACGUGCGGAUGGUCGUGGUGCUGAUGCUGCUGAUGCUGCUGUUGUCGCUCGGGUGCCGCCAUCUGCCUCAUGAGCAGUGCUGGCGGGACGACAGAUGGACAGCUGACCUCGGCGGCACACACAGGGGGGUGCAGCAGGUUGCCCAGGGACUGCCCGUGCAGCCCAUGCCCAUGCAUGCUGCCGUUGAUGAAUGGUGACGCGGGGGGCGUCGACUGUGCCGGCGGGGGGUAGAGCGACGACGGGCUUGCGAACGUCGAUGGGGGCGAAGGGGGCGGCGAGUGCGGCGGGUGCAGCACCGGGUGGUGCCCGCCAGCCCCACUCACAGCAGACCGUUUGGUGGUUUCGCGUGAACAGGGGACUUCCCCUUUGUUGCCCGCUGCCCGAUUUCUGCAUGGGACGAGGUAGACGGACGCCACCCAGGCCGUGAGCAGCAGCACCAACGCCAGCAGCAGGGACACCAUGACUGUCAGCCACAUGGGCUUGCCGUCCUCCUCCACGGCCAUGUCGGUAUCGGCCGAUUUCUGCUCGCUGGUGGUGCCGGUUGAGAGGAGGGUGAUGGCGUCUUGUUGCUGGCUCUGUUGCCGCGGUGGUGGUGUGUCUGCGGUGGCUGUGGGGGGGACUGGGCUGGUAAGCAGCGCGGGCAUUUCGGACUGGUCUGGGAUGGUGAGCCACUGCUGCAUGAGGGUGGACAUGUCGCUCUUGAAGUGCGACUCGAACACCGACGGCUCCACUCUGCCGACCAACACGCACAUCAAUCACAUCGUUGUGUGUAUCGUCCUAAUGCAUCCCCAUAAAAAUCUAUCCGUUGAGCUUACUCAAGGAAGAAUUGCGUGCCUUGCUGUGACCUCGACUGCACCUCCAUGACAUCGAUGGCUUCAUGGGGGACACCCAGCACCCCUGCCGACCACCGCUGGACGCCCUCGAGCACGUGUGACCGGUACCACAGAUCCUGAUGGCAUGGCAGGCAGGCACGUGACAUGACAUGCAACACUUGCUUGUGGUGGUACUGACUGUGUGUGUGUACCUUACCUCGACAAGACGGCCGUAGGACACCUGCCGCACCCCAAGCGUCAGAAGCGCCACGUCCUUUUCAUCAUCAUCCGUGCCAGUCGUCACAUUGGUCACAUUGGCGCUCGCGUCUCUCUCUGCCUUGUCUUCCUCGCUCUCGCGCAGCAUGACGGGCGGAUACGCCUCCCCAUCCACAAUCGACUGCUCCACUGACGAGUUCUCAUCUGAUGGGGGGGCGGUGGACAUGCUGUCAUGCUCUGGCUCGUCUGUCGUUGUCGAAGUGGAUGGCGACGAGUAGUCGGGGAGGGUGUCACUCUCCCACUCGUGUGUGUCCUUUUGGUCUGUGUCGUCGUCCUGGUGGUCCUCAGGUGGGGGAGGUGGUGGGGGCUUCUUUGGCUUGGGGGUCGGCUUGUGGUUGUGCUUGUCGUUGUGUUUGUUCUUGUGGUGGUGGUCCUUGUUGUCCUUGUUGUUCUGCCACCAUUUCUUUCUCUGAUAAGUGUUGCUGGCGCCUUUGCCUUUGCCUUUGCCGCUGCCCUGUCGCUUCUUGUCCUUGACGCAAUACGCAGGCCCCGAUAUGCUCAGCAGCGCUCGCACGGCCACAUCGUCGAUCCGCUUGUCCUUCCUCGCACCAGUGAACAGGUGACACUCACCCCCUGCCCCGCCCCCGCCCCCCUUGCCCUUGCUGUCGGCCCGUUUGCCGUCCCUCUCGCCCUUGUCGUCGGCCUUCAGGUGGAAGGAGAACGAGGAGCAUGUUUCCUCGUGUUGGCAAAAGACUUGGCAGACCUCGGCGGAGGGGAGGGAGGAGACGGCCUUGACGGGCUCCAGGAUGACCCUCUUGCCCAGCAUGAAGCACCCCACCCACUUGGACCACACGAUGGAGUCGUCUUUGGAGGAAGUGGCGGACGGAGAGGGGGGGUGCUGCUGGGCCUGGGCGUGGGCGUGGGCAUGCGCCUGGGGGCGGGCCAAGGGGUGCUGCUGGUGGGGGUGUCUGUGGCUUUGUUUCUUCUUGCGAGUGUUGAUGGCUUUGGUCUCGAUGUUUUGUCGUUUCUCCUUGGCCAUUCUGACGAUGUGUGCCGUCUCCUUUGGCGGCACGACAGACCGGCCCACCCUUUUCCAGCCGUCGACGAACCGCUGCUGAUUGUCUGCCUGCUCGCGCACUCCCGCCGCAAACUCACUCGACAACACAUUCACCCAAUGCUUCGCACCGUCAUCGCUGCUGCUCAGCUCGCGAUGUCGCGGUGAGGGUGGCCUCGCCCCCACUCGCAGAAUGACGUCAUUCGGUGGCUUGCUGUCGGGCAGUUGAUGAGUGGCGAUGGUCUCAUUGUUGGCGUAGAUGAGCAGAGAGUGCGGCUGCCACUCCACCCCCAGCACCAGUGACACCUCCACAUCGCCACCCACGCCAGAGCUCGGCCCUUUCAUCGCCACAUCGACUCUCUUCAUCUCUUCAUUGGCUUCUCCCUUUUUCGUAUCGACGGUUGAUGUGACAUCGAUCGGCAGCACGUCUUUCCUCAGCCCAACCCUCGGCGUGGCCUCAACCGCCACGCCAUCAGCUGUCGCUCUGCCGUCAUCUGGCCGCUCCAUUGUCAUCAGGCGAAACAAGACGACUGGCGGGGUGGCAGUGAUUGGCCUGUGCAGCAGGUAGGUGAAGUGGGUCUCGAACCUGCCGUAGUGGAAGCUCUGUUCGGCCUCCAUCUGCCAUGGCGACGACGCUGACACGACCCCCUCUUCGCGCAAUAACGAUGAGAUUUCGUUGCCCAUCACCAGCAAAGGCGGCAGGACGAUGCGCGUGACGUUGCCAGUGGACUGGAUGUAGGCCGGGGGGAUGGCUGCUGCUGGUGUGUGUGCUGCUUUCCGGCUGAACCACAGGAAGUCGGUCACAAGACUCUCGUCGUCGGUUGUGGCCUCCCCGCCCGCCUCAGAGAGGAAGGCCUUCUCGAUGACGACCGACAGGACCACCCCCAGCACGAGCAGCACCGUCGCCAACACCCCACAGAAGAACACCACGCUCUUCCGCCAAUCCAUAACCUCCAUCGCCAUUGACGGUCCUCCGCGUUGCUGCCGCCCGCUGCAGAUUGAGCGUUUGUCCGUUCGGUUCG
Molecule: messenger RNA, 4298 nt
Organism: Vitrella brassicaformis
Lineage: Eukaryota; Vitrellaceae
Source: the annotation of a GenBank genome assembly